Messenger RNA from Eupeodes corollae, 1939 nucleotides. It is a transcript of the gene ppk, whose product is annotated as pickpocket protein 28. Gene Ontology annotation, biological process: sodium ion transmembrane transport. The transcript has 8 exons. Gene Ontology annotation, cellular component: membrane. The record is from RefSeq and is a predicted model, not a curated record. Gene Ontology annotation, molecular function: ligand-gated sodium channel activity. The coding region runs from base 28 to 1761 and encodes 577 amino acids. NCBI's taxonomy places the organism in Eukaryota, Metazoa, Arthropoda, Insecta, Diptera, Syrphidae.
GAAAGCAAGUGUUUGUUAAAAUUUGAAAUGAAAUCCUCGGAAGUCAGUGAUAUCGCACGGAGUACGGAAUCGGUAUUUUCUGAAUUUGGUUCGAGCAUUCCAUCCGAAAUUUUAAGUGAUGUUCCAAGUGAUGUGAUUAUUGAGUCACGAAUAAAGUAUGGAACAAAAUGGCAAAUGUUUGAGGGCUUUAUGAUGGAAUACUCAAAGAAGUCCUCACUGCAUGGUGUUCGUUAUAUUUUUCAAGGGAAGAGACCGUUGAUUGAAAAGCUGCUUUGGGCUAUUAUGUUUAUAGCUUCGGUAGUUUUUAGCUGCGUGGUUAUCAGGCAAAUACAUUCAAAAUGGAUUUCUUCUCCAGUGAUUGUGAGCUUUGAUGAAACAUUAAUUCCAAUCAAUAGAAUACCCUUCCCAACAAUCACAAUUUGUCCAGAAUCGAAAAUGGAAACGGAAACAUUCAAUUUUUCCAAUGUUUUUGAAAGGUUCAAUAUGAAAAACGAAAGUAUAACAGAAGAAGAAAUGGAACAACUUUCCGCUGCACUUCACAUUUGCGAUUUAGAAGUAGUUGAAGCAAUCACGGAUCUUUUGCCAGCUGAAUACAAUAAACAUAUUGGCGAGACGUUAAGCGAAAUAGCAGUUUCAAAAAAUACAACGGCACCCAUCUGUAAAUGGGGUAAUCGAUUUUAUUUAUGUGAACACAUUUUCUCGCUAGUUGCCACGGACGAUGGAAUAUGUUAUCAGUUUAAUGGGAUGCUAGCAGCUGACAUAUAUCGAAAUGAGAGCUAUGCUACUAAAAUACCAGAUGAUGUCCAAAUAGAUUUCAAUAAGUACAUUGAUCGCCAACCCACGGAUCCUCCCAUAGAAUACCAAGGUUCUUGGUCUUUAGAAGAAGGAUAUAUUAAUCAAACAGAAGAAGCCUACCCACUUAGGACAAUCAUUGCUAAUGCAAGAACCGCAUUUGUUGCUUUGCUUCAAGGCCUCGGACAUAAUUUAGACUAUAAGUGUCGAAGCUUGAGACAAGGCUAUAAAGUUUAUUUAAACUCGCCUCAAAACGUUGUAUGUUCGACCAGCAACUAUUUUUUAGUUCGCCAUAAACAGGAAUUAAUUGUUCAAAUUUAUCCUGUCUAUACCACGACUUCGAAAGGUGUCCGAAAACUACAUCCUGAAUUGCGACAGUGUUUUUUCAACAACGAACGGUAUUUAAGAUUUUUCAAACACUAUUCGGAGAGUAAUUGCCAAUUUGAAUGCUUGACCAACUUAACUAUAACGAAAUGUGGAUGCGUCAAAUUUUCUAUGCCUCAAAUCGAUGGAAUCAGAGUUUGUAUUCACUCAGACAUAGCAUGUUAUAACGAAGCUGAAGAUGAUCUCCUCAAGGAACAGCAAAUGGAAAUUCAAGAAUCGUUAAAAGGGUCUUCAAAGCUCAAGAGUAGAUGCAAUUGUUUGCCGGGCUGUGUAUCACUAAGUUAUAAUUUUGAUACAUCUCAGGCUCGCAUGGAGGGCAUGGGUACAAUUGAAGCAAAGAACGAUUCAUAUGAUGAGCAUCCAGAUUUCAUGUGGUCAAGACUGACAGUGUAUUUUAAAGAGCAACAAUUCACUGCUAUGAAACGAAGUGAAUUGUAUGCUGUGACGACCCUUAUUGCGAACUACGGAGGAGUCUUAAGCCUUUCUAUUGGAUUCUCUAUAUUAAGUAUCGUUGAAUUAUUUUAUUUUAUUACUAUACGUUUAAUAAAUAGCUUGAAAAAAAGAUCUAACAAAAAUAAAACAUAAAAAUUGUAAAAUGUUUGUAUCUAUGGUAGAAGCAUAAAUUAAUAUUAUUAUAUAAUUUCUAUUAAUUUGUUAAAAAUGUUUUCAAUUUGUAAAUCAAAUUAACAAAUAGACAAAGCAAGAUUGCCGUCUGCCAGAAAAUAAAUUGCUCUCAACAAAAUGGUCAAAUAAAUAAUUGGUG